Molecule: messenger RNA, 1114 nt
Organism: Prunus dulcis (almond)
Lineage: Eukaryota; Viridiplantae; Streptophyta; Magnoliopsida; Rosales; Rosaceae
Product: ABC transporter G family member 9-like
Exons: 3
Coding region: 1-948 (315 amino acids)
Cellular component (GO): membrane
Molecular function (GO): ABC-type transporter activity
Source: RefSeq, a predicted model, not a curated record
AUGGUUGGGUUGCACUUGAUCUUUAGUCAAGGGCUUCUCCCUUCUUACCUUUAUAUUUGGGUCCAACCCCAUGUACAAAUCCAUUUUCAAGAUGGAUCAGAAAACAAGAGCUUCGGGAAAUGGCCCACAACUUGGUGGCAGCAAUUCUCUGUGUUGCUUAGGAGAGGAUUGAAAGAGAGGAGGCAUGAGUCCUUCUCCGGUCUCAAGAUUGGUCAGGUUGUGGCGGUGGCUCUUCUUUCUGGGCUACUAUGGUGGCAGUCAGAUGUUUCCCACUUGCAGGAUCAGACUGGGCUUCUCUUCUUUAUGUCUGGAUUCUGGGGUUUUUUCCCUCUGUUCCAAGCAAUCUUCACCUUCCCCCAAGAGCGCAAGAUGCUUGAAAAGGAGAGAUCUUCAGGAACAUACAGACUCUCCUCCUACUUCAUAUCAAGGAUUGUUGCUGAUCUUCCCAUGGAGCUUGUCCUUCCAGCCGUAUUUGUGACCAUAACAUAUUGGAUGGCAGGGCUGAAACCAACAACAGGACACUUCUUCCACACCUUGCUUGUUCUGCUACUCAGUGUGUUAGUAGCUCAAGGCAUGGGGCUUGCUCUUGGGGCUCUGGUAAUGGACCAAAAAAAGGCCACUGUUCUUGCAUCAGUCCUCAUGCUGUCAUUUCUUCUAGCUGGAGGUUACUAUGUUCAACAUGUCCCUGCUUUCAUUGGUUGGAUCAAAUACAUCUCCAUCAGCAACUACUCAUACAAGCUCUUGCUGGGAUCUCUGUACAGUAAAUCUGACACUUACCCAUGUGAUAGUGGGGUUUGCUUGGUUAGAGAAUUCCCAAAUAUAAAACAUGUUGGGCUUGAUGGCCAAAUAAGUGGUGCUGUUGCUUUGGCGACAAUGCUUGUGGGCUAUAGGCUAAUUGGGUAUUUGGCUCUCAUGAGGAUUGGUGUCACAAAGAAAAAGUAUGCUUAGUUUAUGGGAAAAUCAUAGGAGGCCUAUAUGAUUUGUAUAGAUGCAGAUGCAGCUCUUUUUUCGGAUUAGAUAUUUUGCUUCCCAAGUUAAUUUUCCGUUUGGCUUGUGUUCUAAUUACAGACAAUAUCUGAGAGGCAUAAAGUUUGUGGGAUUUUUGAUUAGCAAG